This is a messenger RNA of Lactuca virosa, 1627 nucleotides long. The record is from the annotation of a GenBank genome assembly. NCBI's taxonomy places the organism in Eukaryota, Viridiplantae, Streptophyta, Magnoliopsida, Asterales, Asteraceae.
AUGGGUAUGCAUUCACAGAAUUAUCAUCUCAUUGUCUUGGGAGCACUCGGAGUUGUUUUAGUCGUUAUAAGUAUGAGAAGGGUAGGCAUGGCAAAGGCACGUGGAGAUAUUUUAGCAGCCAUUGAUUGGCUCAAUAAAUAUCUUGAGAUAUUCAUGGCAGAUCAUGAUGCGUGGAGAGAACUUGCUAAAGUAUAUGUUUCAUUGUAUAAACAAGCAGGUUUCUGCUAUGAGGAGCUGAUCUUAUCUCCACCAAUCAUUCCUAUACAUCAUCUCGCUUAUGCUGAUAAAACCAGAUUCCCCAAAAGAUCAAGCAAGAGUGAAUGUUCAAGGAACAAAUGAUACUCCAAAGAAGCCAAAACAGUCUAACCCUAAACAGUCACGAUGCUAAAAAGUGAAUGGGGUGACCGGUAGCUGCUGGGGAUGCCCAAGUACAUGACUAUGCACCAAUGUUUUCUUAAACAACUAUAAUGAAACAAUACAUUUCUGCAGAUGAAUAUGCGGCAACCAUUAAUGGACCCAUACGAGAGACCAAGAAGAUGAGACAAAACAGAGCAUUAUUGUGGAUAUCAUGUAUCCCAUAGAACGAAAUCUUGUUGCCUGUCAUCAGCUUAAUUGGGAGGUCGAUGAACUUGAGGUUCAUGCUUCUCUGAUAUGGAUUGAAUAAGGUGGACACAGUCUAUGUUACUCUCUAGAAACCACAAAACCACCAAUCUGUUUAAGUGGUGGAUGAGAAGAGACUAAGAACUUUUAUAAGUGAGGGUCCUAUAUGUGAAAGGAAAUUUGCGCAAUGUUUUUGUAGCAGAGGGUGCUCCAAGGUAUGAAGGACAUAUUCUUGCAAAUGAGUUGAUUAGUAGGGGACUACAAACAACAGUAUUCACCACAUAACACAGAUAACAAGGAAAUGGAGACUUUACGUUCAGAAAGUAGUCGUUGGUAGAACCACAUGUACAAACGACUGGCAGCAUGUAAAAAUGCACCAGAAAGAAGCAAGGCGAAGAGGGUUAUGAAAUUGUAAUAUGAAACAGUGUUUUAAAUUCCUGCAGGUGUUGGAAAGGUAACAAAUUAUUGAUUUACCCUUUUCACUUCUGGAUAUGGACCCCUGGAUGUUGGGACAAGACUUAAUGUUGCAUAAGGAUCAUCUUGGUAACAAAUGAAGGAUGUGAUUUCUCUCUUUCGUGACAUGAUUUUUUUUGCUUCUCUGGGUAAAACAUCUUUGAAAAAAAUAUAAUUAUUAUAGCAUUGUACUUUUUAACUUUCUUUUUCAAGAUGUUAUAUAAAAUUUUCAAGAACAUUUACGCAAACUUGAUCCAACCUGGCGCCGUUGAUGCAGGAAUCAAAAUGCAAUGGUACCUGUGAACAUCACGGCGGCGUUCCAAUUCCUGUAACCGACUCCACGACCAUCUGUUAAGAUUUAUGGAGUCUUGAACAAAUUGACAAGUUCCUAAGAUUUCAAGGGUCAUAAAUGUAACAUUACAUUUAACAAUUGAAUUAUUCAAUUGUUGUCGGCAAACGUUUGAAUUAAAUAUUCAAAUGGUCGGUGGACAAUUAUUUAAUAUUUGUUGGACGGCUAAUGUGAAUGGCAAAAUUUUCAAAGUCAAUCUUUGUGGCAAUCCUGUGCAUAUUGCGG